CGAAUUCUGAAAUUUGGGGAAACCCCAGGAAAUCAUCAUCAAAAUAUCGACAAGGGACCUAUGUGACAGUAAACAAAGGAAAUUGAAAGCGGUGGAUGGGAUGUCCUAUCUCUGAAAGAUAUAUUGUGUGGACCAAAGCGAGACGUACUAGAACCCCAAGAUGUCCAGGUACCAUGGUGUCAGAAGAGUCCAAGGGACUGGCCACCCAAUAUCUGUCAAUGGAAUACUCACUGAUGCCAUGAGGGCAGUAAAUGAUGCGCAGCAUGCCGUUGCACAGAUACAGAAAAUCUCCAACAUAGAUCCACACCCCCCUUUUGUCUCUCCUGACAUCCCCCUGGUGAACCCAAGAACUGGGGAGACCAUAGCUGCCUCUGGAGCCUCUGCAGCAGUACCUGUUGCCAGGCAACCAGUGACCAAAGACAACUCAGCAAUUAAAAUGACAGACGGUACUCUAAUCAACAUUGUGAACAGUCAGAAUGUACAGAUCGGCAGCUUCAACAGGAUGUAUGUCCUUCAAGGACGCCAGCCGUAUCAAGAGAUGGAAGCGGAGGACUCAUCCUCCGAAUCUGAUAACUUCGAUGCUGAGGAAGAUCUACAGGAGCAGGUGCGACAACGACGUCUUGCUGAUGAGGAGACAGCCGAAAUACUUAGGGAUUCGCAUCGCCAGGUCUCGGAUGCAGAGCUCCAGCGAUUGUCUCGUCACAUCGGUGGAUCAUGGAGGAGAUUGAUUCGGCUUCUGGGGAUUGAAGAAUCGGAUGUGGACUACAUUUUCCACACCCACCAGAGCGAUGGCCUGGAGGAGGUGAUAUACCAGCUCCUGAAGAAAUGGAAGAUAGAAAACAAUAACCCCACAGUGGGGGAUCUCAUCACAGCGCUGGAGAAAGCCGAGAUGGGUCGGUUAUUGAAACAUCUGAAGCCUUGAAGCUCUUCUCGUUUGUCCCGUAUUUCUUGAAAUAACCACACACUUUUCCUAAGAAGCUAUGAUUUUAUUUUGUCAGUGAUUUGUUUUGUUAGUGUAAAUUUAUUCAAAUUGUUGAAAAGGGGUUUCCCCCUCUGUCUAAGUUUCCUGACAGUGUCAACACAGCUGAUGUGUUUGAAGACCAUUUUAAGUUUGGGGGGUGAGUGCUAAUUUCAGGAAAUAUGGUAUUAGAAAAGUUUAUGAAAUUAAAUGCUUUGGAAGGAAAUAAUCAGAUCUUAUUUCCUGAUGAGAUUACGUUAUUGCAAAGAGAAAGAUUUGAAGCUGUCAUUUUUGUUACCAUGGUGACGUAUGUUUGUGUGGAUCAUGUGAAUGAGUUUGACCAAUGGAAUUAUUUGAUAAGGUUUGAAAUCUUGUUAAAUAUCAAAUAGUUCCAGUGACAAUUAAUGGUAAAGUGCUUUCGUGUUCAGAGAGUGAAAUAAUUUAAAAUAAGGAAAAGAUGUAAAA
Molecule: messenger RNA, 1423 nt
Organism: Haliotis rubra (blacklip abalone)
Lineage: Eukaryota; Metazoa; Mollusca; Gastropoda; Lepetellida; Haliotidae
Product: receptor-interacting serine/threonine-protein kinase 1-like
Exons: 6
Coding region: 161-922 (253 amino acids)
Biological process (GO): signal transduction
Molecular function (GO): protein binding
Source: RefSeq, a predicted model, not a curated record